Penaeus monodon (black tiger shrimp) is the source of this 4166-nucleotide messenger RNA. RefSeq lists its product as uncharacterized. Lineage: Eukaryota; Metazoa; Arthropoda; Malacostraca; Decapoda; Penaeidae. Bases 88 to 1455 code for a protein of 455 amino acids. The record is from RefSeq and is a predicted model, not a curated record. The transcript has 7 exons.
CGAAAGCCGAAGACAUUGAUUGUAAACAAAAUCAGCUGAUGUUGUCAUGGAGCCGCUCUAGUGUAGUCUGCUAGGAGAACAGUAAACAUGGCAGAAGGGGAAACUUCCGAUGACCUUCAGACCCUAAUACGGCCAGAUGAUUUAGAGGGUAUCACAGAAGAGUCGGCGGGCAGUGCGGCAGCUCACUCGGCUCCCUCCCUCCUCCACGACCCCCCUCCGGCAUGGCAGCUUCCUGUACAGUGCGUGCUGUUGGUGCUUGUGACGACUGCCCUUGUAAUUAUUUUGCCGGUGUAUCUUGAGUCAGUGAACGUGGUGGGUGAUGCGUACUCAGCCCUUAUCUUUGCGGCCAUCUUCACUGCUCUCCCUGUGGUGUUAUUUGUGCAGAUCAGAUACAGUUACUUCUGCCAGUUCAUGCGUCUAGGACCCUCCUCCCCUUCCGCCAUACUCAAAACGGGGAUGUUCCAUGGAAUUUCUAGUCUCAUGAUCGUCUACGCUCUGGACAGAAAGCGCGUGGUGUGCCAUGCCCAGGAGCCCUUAAUGGGGCUUAUAGUCAUGUAUAUGAUUAUCAUUUAUUUCUUCUACAAAGGACCAGAGUUGAGUUCCCCGAAGAUGUUCUCCCUCUGUGGUGUCCUCGGAGGCCUCUUCCUGGCAAUGGACUUCCAGCUGAAUAACCUCUAUCGAUGCCACGGCAGAUCCAGAAAAAACCCUGAAGACGACGGGGGCCCGUGGAGCGCUCAGGCCCAUGCGUUGUGGACCAUUGUCUAUGCUGCGGCACUUUUCCUCUUCACUUUAUCGUGGCUUCUCCUGGAGAGAGAAGUGAUUACUAAAAAGAGUGGCACAGGCGGCUUGAGCAUGGUAAGCACUGUCUCUGGGGGAAUGUCAGCCCCUGGAAGUGACGCGGAAGCUCUCAUCUCCAGCCGGGGAGCUGUGGUGAGCACCCCCAUGCAGAACUCCGUGGACGCCAAGUGGGGCAUUCAUCUCGUGUGGUUCACUUUGGCCUCCCUUUUCACCAUCAUGAUGCUCUUCUGGACUGAUUUCUUCACCGCCCUCGGAAAGGCUGGAUCACCCCAGGAAUUUGUGAAGCUCACUUCCGGUGGCCUGCGGUGCCACUUUCACUGGGGUGGGGAGUGUGGCCCAACGGCACUCUAUGGCUGGCUGUUUGUUGCCCUUCACCUGGCAUUCUUGGUGCUCCUGGGAAGGGUCUUAGCUGCCUCACAUUCCAUCAUUUAUGCGCUCUCUGUGACAUCCGUUGCCUUGCCCGUCCAAGCACUCUGGUGGUCUAUGUUCCGCAUUGGAGGCCCACUUGGGAUGGAGUGGUAUCCGCAGGAGUCUGGGGAAGUCAUUUUCAGCCUCCUAGGUUUGCCCAUAAUGAUUGCCUGCUUGUGCUACUGGAGUCACGUGGAGAAGCGCGAGAAGCAGAGGUCCAACAACUUCCCCCUCACUGCGGCAUCAUAAGGCUGGCAACAGGAAUUUCAGUGGCUGUCCUGAGAGUGUGAGUGGGUGUUUGUGCUAGAAACAUAGAAAGCUGGAAUGUUGGUUUAGUAACACUUACAGAGAAGACAGAGUAAUGCCAGGAAUGCUUUAGAGUGUGGAAUAGUGUGCUUGGUUCUUCUGAGUAAAGUGAUGUAUAUGUCAAACAAUGGUAUGGUAUAGGAAUUGUGACUAAAUCAGCAAAGGUAUGAAUAAUUAUCUUGAGUGUUGCAGUCAGGUGAAUGAAAAAUAAUUUAAUUAGAAAACUGAUCAGAAAACAAAUGUAGUAUCAAGUUAAAAGAAAUUCAUAAAAAAAAAAAAAAAAGUUCCUGUACUCUCCAGCCCAUAAGCACACCAAAGAAGUCCCGGUUUUGCAUGUGAUAGCGGGUCAGAUAUAUUAUUCCGAUUUGCCAUUGAUUUGAAUGUCUUAUGGGCAUUUAACAGUAGUCAGGAGUAGUCUGAAUCUGGUUUGUUUUUUAUACGAGAGUAUGAAUCUGUCUUCUAAUUGUCAAGCAGAAUGGUUUGCAUAUUAUAUCUUGUUUUUUUUAUGUAUCUGCUUGAAUGCUGUGCCAAGCUUUAAAUAUCAAAAUUAAGGAGGACAGGUAUUAUGCAAGUUAUAUACUGUCGUAGCUCUUAAUGUCUUCUAUAUUUUUUCUCCUCAGUUUCAAGUAUGAGAAAUAUGUGGUCUCACUCAUUUGGUUUUAAAAUUGCUUAUAAUGAGAAUUAUAUAGAUAUAUACUUAAGCUCUGAAAGCUGAACCAAGAAUAUGUAGGUAUAAAUAUCUUUAUUCUGGUAAUGUUCAGUUGUAAUUGAGGAUAAUUUAUGAAAUGAUAUUUUUCUCUCUUGAGUGUUAAUUAUGAAAAUUAUAUUUCCAAAGAUUGAUGGUGAAUAUAGGGAACCAAUGUGGUAAAGAUAUUUAAGAAUAGACAUAGUUAUGUAAAAGGAGUGUAUAUUUAGAUGAGAAAUAUUCCAAGAAGUUCUGCCAUGGAAAUUGUACUAUAUUUUCAAUGGUUCAUUUUGUAUUUGCAGCCUCAUUCAGCAGGGAUGUAUUCCAGUAUAUUCUCACAUUGUUGGAAUGGAUUUCUAAAUUCAAUAAUGAAAUUAAUUUAGAGCUUUAAAAGAAUAUCCGCUGUUGCCAUGCCAUAAGGAAAAAAUUAAAAGAAUAAAGAUUUAUGCUUUGUCUUAUAUUUUAAAAUGUUGGAUAAGUAAUUAUGGUGAUUUUUAUGGCUAUAUUAUAAUGAGAAUGCAUAUUCCUUUUGUGUCUUCCUCUGAAAUACAAUUUUUUUUUGUAAAUCCCUUCUUGUUAUAUGUUCAAUGAAAAGUUAUUAUUUUUGAAUAUGUCAAGUUAAUGAUGUUAAAUAAGACUUGUCAAUUCAGUGUAUGAAUUCAUUAUUACUGGAAAAAUUUCUUUAAUAAGACUCUUGCGCAUAGUAUACAGCUUGAUAUUUUGACUUAAUAGUAUAUAUUCAUAUUUUCUUACGUUAUAUGUAUAUUAUCGAAUAUUGUAUGUUUAUAAUAUAGCAUUAUUAAAAAUGAUGAUAUGACAAUAGCAGUGGAAUUAGUAAAUCAUGUAAUUUAGAUAACUGAAGCAGCUGUAGGUACAUUACAGACAUACAGCAUGGACAGGCCAGUUUUUCCAUUUGUGUUGUGUAGAAAUAUGAACCUUAAACUAAGCUUAAGAUAUUUUUUUGUGAAUGGAGGGUGCGUUAAUCUCUUCUAUUAUUUAUUCAUGGAAGAAAAACUAACAUAUCUUAUGUUAAGACUGCAAAGGAAAAGAAAGAAAAGACAAUGCAGUCCUUUUCCAAAGUUGCAUUGAGGGCUAUUGUAGGCUUUUCCAAGCACCUAAAUAGAUUGCAUGGCUACUUGUGGAUAGCACAGUCAUCAGCUGUAAUGAACAAUUUGAAAGAUUUAGUGAGGGCAGUCUUCCAUUCCUCUUCCACUCAUUGAGAAAAAUCCUUGACUUCCAGGCAGCAUUUUAAUUCUCAUAUAAGGUGUCCAUUGAAGGAUGUGAUGCCAGUGCAAUUUGUAUAGGUCCCUGAAACCUGAAAACAAGAAUAAUAAUUUUUGUGAUAUAUUGUAGUACGGACUCCAUGUAAUGUCUAUACUAUAAGCUGAAAGUAGGAAUUUUUAGUGAAUUUAUAAAUAUGUUGUUGUUAUUGUUAUUAUUAUUAUUAUUAUUAUUAUUAUUAUUAUUAUUAUUAUUAUUAUUAUUAUUAUUAUUAUUAUUAUUAUUAUUAUUAUUUAUUAUUGCUAAUUUUAUUUGUUUCUUUAUGUAGAUUUUGUGCUUGUAUGCAAAGUUUAAAAUGCAGAUCAAAAAAAAGUUUUAAUGCACGAUUUUUUUACAGACAAAAAACAAGACGAGAUGGUUAAAUUUAUAUCGUUUCAUUUUAUUGCACUUGUCAUAUGGAAGGAUUAGUGUGUAAGCUGUAAGCUGCAUGGUUCAGUCAAGCACAAAGCACAUUUAAUGACUGAGUGAGUUAGUCCAGAAGCCAAUCUCAGUUAUUCAUAAACUGUUGCUUUAAGUGCUCUGUUUUCAGACUUUGUACCACUGUGUUCUAUUUUUGUCUUUUGCACAAACAUUAAAAGCUCUGAUGCUUAUAAAGAGAUUUUGCAUCUUUCUGUGUUUAUAUUUAUUUACUUACAGAGUGCUCUGUAUGCUUGUACUAUAUAUGUUAAUAAAAGGAGGCUAUUUAUUA